Linum trigynum is the source of this 234-nucleotide messenger RNA. The record is from the annotation of a GenBank genome assembly. Lineage: Eukaryota; Viridiplantae; Streptophyta; Magnoliopsida; Malpighiales; Linaceae.
AUGGAUCGUAUUCCUGAGCCUACUCUUCAAGUUUCAUCAGCAGAAGAGGAUCACUUUACAGAUGAAGAUUUUGCUGAGGAUGAGCCUGACUAUCAGGAGGAGUCAGAUGAUGAGCUGCCACUGCCACCAGGAGAUGAACUGGAUGAUAAUGAACUUCCUCCAAGGAAGAGAAGACCACAAGUUUGUCAUAAAGACUAUGUUCCACUAUCAAUCAAAUUAGCUAGUAUUGUAUAG